CAAAUACUCUCUUUUGUUUUUACUUUUGUUUUUAUUUGUGCAGGUAAAAGUGUUCUUUGUGCUGCUUUGGUUUUUAUAAUUUUAGAUGUUAGAGGACACUAUGUCACUGCCUAAACUACAGGGUUAAAAUCAAUGUUACUGUACGUAGCCGUAUCAUGUUUACAAUGCCUUUUACUGUCAUUCAACAAACUCUACUUACAAUAUUGUAAUACAAAAUGUAUGAUGUAUUUGAUAAUUUCUUAUAAUACAGCAGUGAGGAUCUGUGUGAGCAGUCAUGGACGGGGGUCUGUUUGUGCUGCUUCUGCUGUCAGGACUCUUCUGGAGCAGUUCUGCUCUUUCUCGUCCGUACUUCUAUAUAAAUACAGCAAUGUCGUGGCCAGAUGCUCAGAGUUACUGCAGAGAGAGAUUCACUGAUCUGGCUACUGUAGACAACAUGGAUGACGUGAACAGGCUGGUAAAUAUAAUAGAUGCUGGAUACAGCGGAUCAGUGUGGAUUGGACUGAUGAAGGGGACAAAGAAACAGUGGAGUUGGUCUAAUGGAGAAAACACAACUCCUCAGUACUAUAACUGGGCUUCAGGACAGCCAAAUGCAGAUGGAGAUUGUGUUGUUACUCUUUCUGGAGUUUGGCAUGAUAUGGCAUGUAGCUAUAAGCGAUAUUUUGUGUGCUAUAAAAGUGUUGGAUACGCCUUUGUACAAAGUGCUAAAAACUGGACAGAUGCUCGGAGCUACUGCAGACAGUAUUACACCGAUCUGGCCACCAUCCACAGCUCUGUGGAGAAUGACCAGGUAACUAUGAAAAUUCUAUCUGGAUGGUACAUCUGGUUUGGGAUGUUUCUGGACUCUUGGGGAUGGUCUGAUCAGUGGGAUCUGAGGUUCAGACACUGGGCAGAAGGUCAACCAACGAUGACUUCAGGUGACUGUGUUGGCAUGACAAGAACCGAGUCUGGCAGAUGGUCUCAGUACAGCUGUGAUGUACAGCAGCCGUUUAUCUGCUAUGGAGAUGACUUGAGAAAACAAAUUGUGAGAUUGAAAGUCACCUGUAAUGGAAAAUGUGCAUUGAAUGAUCCUUCAGUACAGACAGCUAUUCUGAAUGAGAUAAGUGAAAAGCUGAAGAACAUGAUGUUGGAGAGUGAAAGCAAAAUAAGCUGGAGAAAGGGAGGGGAUGGAGAGGUGUUUCAUCAGGAGAACAACCAUAUGGUAAAUUUAGAUAAUAAAUGUAUUAAGAAUGUGUAAUGUAUUUUUUAACACUGCUUUAAAAAUAUCAAGUUAAUGCUACUAUGUUGUUUUGAGAGACUGGAGAAUAGUAGUAGUAGAGCAAUACAAUAUUAACAAAAUUGAUGAAUGUAGUCUAAUAUUAGCUGUAAAUAUUUGCAUUCUUACAAGAAUACUUUUCUUUCAACCAAUUUAAUUUAAUGAAUUUCCUAAAAUCCUUUUAAUAUUGUAUAAUUUAAAUUCACAGAUUUUUAACUGUACUUAGGUAUUAUCUACAAAGAUGAUUUUGAGGUAUGCAUAUGUAUAUGUAUUAGCCCUCAUUUAAUGACUAAAAUAAAACAAUACC
Molecule: messenger RNA, 1559 nt
Organism: Puntigrus tetrazona (Sumatra barb)
Lineage: Eukaryota; Metazoa; Chordata; Actinopteri; Cypriniformes; Cyprinidae
Product: macrophage mannose receptor 1-like
Exons: 5
Coding region: 275-1234 (319 amino acids)
Source: RefSeq, a predicted model, not a curated record